GUGAUAUUGAUCGUCGCAUGAACGACCUUGCAGCUGCGGAGUUAUAUGAACAGAUAUUACUUGGUUGUGUGCGAGCCGGGAUGAAUCCCAAUGAUAAGAGUGAUGCGGAAGAAUACGAAGGGUAUAUUGCACCAAUUUACGACCCUUUGCAUGCUGCUCGUGUGGCUGCAGAGAAGCGUUCGCAACUUGUGGAAAUCUACCAUGAGCGUGAGAACAUCAUUCGGACACUUCGUUCCUCACCACAGCACCAACAGCUUAGUGCUUUUGAUCGUCUUUUGGUAGAGACGGAGUACUGGACAGGUGUGAGAGAGUGGGGCGGUGACACUGAGGGCGGAAAUAAGAGUCGGCUUCGUCGCCACCACAGGGACACGACGGAUGCAGAAUCCCUGGGGUUUGAUGUGCUGCACCUCACUGAGACUCCGUCAUACAUACGAGGCAAACUAAGGCCUUAUCAAAUUGAGGGGGUGAACUGGUUGCUGGGUCUCUUUUCUUGCAACAUAAACGGCAUUCUGGCAGACGAGAUGGGCCUUGGCAAGACGCUGCAAACGAUCGCAACUUUGGCGUAUUUAAAAUUCACUUACGGUCUCCCCGGACCGCAUCUUGUCGUCUGCCCGAAGUCUGUCAUGGGCAAUUGGUACCGUGAACUCAAGCAAUGGUGUCCGGCCCUUAACGCCUUUAAGUUCCAUGGGAACAGUGAGAUUCGUCCACAGCUCAUAAAGUCACAUCUUCAGCCGCACGACAAGUUGAAGUACGACAUAAUUGUGACCACAUUCGAGAUGGUAAUUGAGGAGUUACCAACGUUUAAGCGCAUCCAUUGGCAGUAUUUGGUUGUGGAUGAGGCCCACAAACUCAAAAAUGAGGAAGGUCGCGUCCACACCGCAUUGGAUUCCCUUAACACGAAUCAUCGUCUUAUUAUUACCGGAACUCCACUGCAGAACAAUCUCAAGGAAUUAUGGGCCUUGCUGCACUUUCUCGCACCUCGCCUUUUUGAAAAUGCUGAAUCCUUUGAGGCGUGGUUUGACACUGCGAGUGGGCAGCAGGAUAGUAAUGCCAUGUCCAACAUGCACAAGAUACUUGCCCCUCUUAUGAUUCGUCGCAUAAAAUCGGAAGUCAGUACCGGUAUUCCACCAAAAAAGGAAAUUUAUGUCGCCUGCAAGUUGACCAAAACGCAGCGGAAGUGGUACAUGCAUGUAUUGGCGAAGGAUGCGGAGGCACUGAACAAGGCUUCUGGAGGUAGCAUGUCUUCUCUUACGAAUAUCAUGAUGAACUUGCGCAAAGUCAUUAACCACCCGUAUAUGAUGGAUGGUGGCGAGGAAGGACCACCGUUUAUCACAGAUGAGCGCAUCGUGAAACACAGUGGGAAAAUGAUGAUUCUUGAUAAAUUAUUGUAUCGCCUCAGAAGAGAAAAGGAAGAGAAACACAAGGUUCUCAUUUUCUCACAAUUUACUACCAUGCUGGACAUUUUGGAGGAUUACUGUGGAAUGCGCGGAUUUAGGGUGUGCCGUAUCGACGGCAACACGAGUGGAUACGAUCGCGACGCCCAAAUGGCAGCUUUCAACUCACCCAACAGUGAUUAUUUCAUUUUCCUACUCUCCACUAGAGCGGGAGGUCUCGGCAUCAAUCUACAGGCAGCAAACCACGUUGUUAUCUAUGAUUCUGACUGGAAUCCACAGAUGGAUCUACAGGCACAGGAUCGGGCUCAUCGAAUCGGGCAGAAACGGGUUGUACGGGUCUACCGUUUUAUAACAGAGGGUACGGUGGAGGAAAAGAUUUACCGCCGCGCACUAAAGAAACUCUACCUUGACGCAAUGGUGGUGCAGCAUGGGCGUAUGCAGGGACGUGGUGGAAACAAUGUCUCCAAAGAGGAGCUUCUUUCUAUGAUCAAGUUUGGUGCGGAAGAGAUCUUUAAGACCAAGGAUGAAGACAUCACGGAGGCUGAUAUUGAUCAACUCUUUGAUGGGGAGGAGAAGUCGAAGCAACUUACAUCUGCUAUUAAGGAACAGAUCCAAAUGUCAUUGGCAAGUUUCCAACUUGGUGCAGAAGAGGCAAACGUUUAUGACUUUGAAGGCGUCAGGUUUAAGGACGGCGUCGAGUCGCGUAUGCUGCACCUCUCACUUACAACUCCUGUUUCGCAGGAUGAACUGCAGCGGCAGUGUUCUGAGCACGGUGAAGUAACAAAAGUUGUCUUGCAUCCAAGCCUUUCUGAAGCCCUUGUGUUUUUUCGUUCCACAAGUGGUGCAAUUGAGGCCAGGGAUAAUCUACCGUACAAGUGCCAAUUCGCUGCGAAGGACUCACAAAUGGUUGUACCCACGGAAAUGAUCACGGAAUAUUUAAGCCUUGGUGAGAAACUCGGGCGCGGUCACCGUGUGCGGGAGGCACUCCACCAUUAUACACAAGAAGACGUCGAGCGUAUACAGAGUUCUGUCACAAAAGCCCCUCCUUUACGCCUUCCAAAGUGCCCCAAGUUCCCACCGCAUCAACUUUACAAUGUCAAGCGGUUAAGGGAGCUUCACGCAACGGAGGUUGCUUUGAUGGUGCAGAAUUGGAAACGAAAAUAUGAACCGUCGGACGGUGUAGAUGGAGACCAGCAAAAACAACAGGUGGGGGUGGAAGGAGAGGCCACGGAUCGUAACGUGGGGAACGAAGAUUUGGUGGAGGACGAGACGUUGACGCUCGUGGAACAGGAGGAACGAGAGCGGCUUCUUAAUGAGGGGUUCGCCAGUUGGAGCUUUCAAGAGUACCGUCGACUUGUUGCGGCACUCACCAGUGGUGCGUAUGAUGUCACUGAUUACCCAAGAAUUGCGAAUGCCGUUGGCUCUGAUAAGACAGUGGGGGAGGUACGUGAUUAUGUGACGGCUCUCCUUGAGCGUGGAAUGCAGUGUAUUACAGGAUUCGCACACAUUGAACAACGUAUCAGGAAGUCCCAGGAAAAGCGGAAGAGGAGGGAUGAUGAACUGCGCGCCGCCACGUGGAAGGUUGAGAGUUAUGACCAUCCGGAGUCACAACUCACCUUCAGAGGACGCGGAACUAAUGAAUUUGAUCGUCGACUUUUCCUCAUGGCAUACGACACGGGAUUCCGAAUGAAGAAUAUUGGAAGAGUCGUCAAGGAAAUGCCAGAGUACCGGUUUGACGUGUGGUGCCAAUCAAGAAGUGACGAUUACUUUGAACGUCGGGUGGGGACUCUGAUGAAGGCGGUGAAGAGAGAGUGUGAGAAACCAAACGGCAAUACAAUGGAACCGGCACUGCGGCGCCCGAAACUGGAUUCACUUACGACCGAUUGA
This is a messenger RNA of Trypanosoma cruzi, 3281 nucleotides long. RefSeq names its product transcription activator, putative. The transcript has a single exon. Gene Ontology annotation, cellular component: chromatin; nucleus. The record is from RefSeq and is a predicted model, not a curated record. The annotation marks the transcript as partial. Gene Ontology annotation, biological process: nucleosome organization; regulation of transcription by RNA polymerase II. Lineage: Eukaryota; Euglenozoa; Kinetoplastea; Trypanosomatida; Trypanosomatidae. Gene Ontology annotation, molecular function: DNA binding; ATP-dependent chromatin remodeler activity; histone binding.